Messenger RNA from Thunnus maccoyii (southern bluefin tuna), 4917 nucleotides. RefSeq names its product BPTI/Kunitz domain-containing protein. The record is from RefSeq and is a predicted model, not a curated record. Gene Ontology annotation, molecular function: serine-type endopeptidase inhibitor activity. The coding region runs from base 2830 to 3471 and encodes 213 amino acids. The transcript has 6 exons. NCBI's taxonomy places the organism in Eukaryota, Metazoa, Chordata, Actinopteri, Scombriformes, Scombridae.
AUGGUUGAACCAGGAUUAAAACAUUUCAGGACUGAGGCAAGUAAGAUCAGGCAAUUAAAAUAAUACAAAAAAUGGAAUAAAAUCCCCAACAAUAAAGAUAAAAAAACAAACAACAGUAAACAGGUAAGACAUGUAUCCUUCCUGUUUUAGUGUGCUAGAAUUAAUAAAAGGCUUUUUUAAAAAAGAUAUGUUUUGAGAAGUGAUUUAAAAGAUGUUGCUGAUCCUGCAAGCCUCAGAUUCUUGGGCAAGGAGUCCAGAGCUGAGGAGCCCUUACUGCAAACACCUUUAGUCUUGAGCUGGGGCUUAGAAAGACACAGCAGAGCCCUGCCUGAGGAUCUGAGGCCACGCUCUGGCUCAUAGCGGAGCAGCAAUUCAGCAAUGUACCUGGGAGCUGAACCAAGAAGUGCUUUAAAUGUGAUCAGUAAAAUCGUUAAAUCAAUUAUAAAACUUACUGGUAACCAGUGAAGAGAGGCUAAAACAGGGCUGAUCUCCUCCUCUAGUAUUUAUUAAAAGCCAAGCAGUUUUGUACCAGCUGAAGGUGUGAGAUCGUUUUCUGGCUUAAUCCUGAACACAAUGAAUUACAGUAAUAUAACUGAGAUGAAAUAAACGCAUGGAUGACCUUCUCGAGAUCAGACUGAGAGGGAAAAGACCUGAUUUUUGAGAUGCUGGAUGGACUUUGGGGGACCAAAGAGAGUUAUUUCUGAUUUGUUGCCCUCUUCACUGUUUUUUAAUGAACAUAAAUUUUUGUGUCAUCUGCAUAACAAUGGUUCUGGAUUUUUGUGUUUACAUAUAUGUCCUAGAGGGAGCAUAUAUAUACAGAACAACAAGGGGCCAAGGAUGGAGCCUUGGGGAACACCGCAAGUCAGAGUGGCCACAGAAGAGGAAACAUGGUGCUAUGACAGCACAGAAACCUGAUUGAAAUUUGACAAAAAAUAUCAUUUAUAAAGGAAAUCAACUCUAAGUGGACAAUCGUCUUUUUUUUAUCAAACUUUUGAUAAAAACAGUAACUUAGAAAUGGGUGUAAAAUCUUUAAAAUCUGUAGGGUCAAGGUUAGGUUUCUUGAGCAGUGGGUGAACUACUGUGUUUAAGGCAUGAGGGAACACAGCCAGUGGACAGAAAGCUAUUUACAAUAGAUAAAAUAGCGGGACCAACACUGUUAAAAACCUCUUUGAGAAAUCUGGCAGGCAUAAGAUCUGAAGGGGAAAAAAAGUGCACAUUGAAAGGGCCUCAAAGUUAUUGAGCAGAGGGGUUGCAAUGUGGAGAAGGAGAAGGGUCACUGAUUACAUGACCAAUCUGGAGUUUUAUUUAAUUUAUUUGUUUGUGAAGAAGGAUAAAAUUUGCUCACAGAUCAUGUUUGUGGCUUCAGUUUAUUGGCUGAUACUGAUUAUGAUUAUUGGCUAGGAGAGUUAAUUACAGAUUUGAUGGUUUUGAAAAGAAUUCUGGGGUUAUGAUGGUUUGUUGUAAUGAUGUUGGAGAAAUAGGAGGACCUGGCUUCUUUUACUAUUAUUUCUACUAUUAUUUUUGAUAGGCAGACAUUAGUUCUUUCAUAAUUUGAUAUGACACUACCAGGCUGUCCUUUUUCCAUUUUUGUUCAGCUUGUCUGCAUUUUCUCUUUAUUUCUUUGGUAUAGUUAUUUAGCCAACGUGUGCUGCGAGUUGAUUGGACAUUCUGGAUUUUUACAGGUGCUAUGGAGUCAAGUACAUCUUAACAUGUAUUGUUGAAGUUGUUUAGUAAUUCUUCUGUAGACAAAUUUGAUUUGUGGCUAUUGCUAUGUGUAGAUGCAGUGGUGAAGGCCUUGUGAAAUCUUUCAGCAUAGUUUGUAUUGAAGAAACAUAAGUAGCCACUGUGGGAGCAGCGGGUCGAAAGAGGGAUUUAAAAGUAAUAGCUUUGUGGUCAGACACACAUGAGCUAGCCUCACAGAGAUCAACACUAUCAAGAAUAAAACCAGGGGACAGUAAAUGUCCAGGGUGUGGCCCUUUAAGUGAGUGGCACCCUCAACUGACUGAGUGAGAUUAAAAGAAUGCACAAUGUUUAUAAAAUCCAUAGUAAAAGAGGAUCCAGGGGGUAGCAUAUAUGUAAGUCACCUAAAAUCAAGACUCUGUCAAAGUGAGGCAUACUAAGAGCUAUCUAUCUAUCUAUCUAUCUAUAAUAUAAUUUUUUUUAAAAAUGUAUGAAAUCAUUUUUUCUCUUUCUUGCCUCUUGAUGAGCAUACUCACACAUUAAAGAUGAGGGUUUUAUGCUGCAAAAAUGGAAAGGUGAUGUGAGUAUGUCAGCUGAAAUGACUAAAUAAGAGGAUAGUUCUCCCUGAGGUAAAUCUAUGAUGAGGGAGGGUGUUGAACUUGUCCUUUACAAGUUUUCUUUUAAUCAAGCCCUCUGAAAAAGGAGGGGUUGCAUUUGCAAAUUUCUCCGGGUAAUCUCAGUUCCGAUGUUUAAGGUCUCAACAUGCAUCAUGAAAUGACAAAACAACCUGUCUAACUGUUCUUAAAUAUGCUGAUCUGUGCCCUCAGUCUACCCAUGUAUCAUGCUGCUCCCACUAAUACAAAAAUAAGGAGUUGUUUCAAAUGAAACACACACUAUUACAUAUUGAGUUCUGUAUAUAGAGUUGUUUUUUCUGGUCACACCCUAAUACAAAAAACACUAACCUACUUAUACCUGUGAUAAAGGUAAUAAAAAGGGGAAGAUGUCUAUACCUGCUGUAAACUUUUGUUUCGAUUGAAGGUGAAUCAUUGGGGAAAUAUUGGUCCAAAGGUCAGUGAUGAUAACCCACUCCCACUGUAGUUUACAACCUUCACUCACUCCAGGAAAGACUGCACAAAGACAACCAGCAAAAUGAAGCACCUGCUAAUUUUUGGGAUUGCUUUUGCUGCAUUCCACAUCUGCAAAUCCGAGAAACCAGAAUGUACGUUGCCUAAGGAUGAAGGUCAUGGCACAAGCUUUGACUUUUGUGUGUAUUAUGAUGCCACCACCGAUAAGUGCAACCCUUUCCUAUACAGAGGCCAAGGAGGAAAUGCCAAUCGUUUCAAAAAUGAAAGAGAGUGCAUUAGAAACUGUUCCGCCAAUGCAGAAGCUAUCUACCCCAUGGAUGCAACCGCGGCUUGCAGAUUUAAAAAGGAAGUCGGUGAAUGUAAUGCUAAUCUUUUGAGAUACUACUAUGAUUCUGCUCGUGACAAAUGCAAAAAAUUCAUUUGGACUGGAUGCAUGGGGAACGGAAACAGAUUUACUGACCAAGACGUCUGCAACAAAACCUGUACUGGCAUCCACGUUGAUGGGGAGGACCCGGAGGAAGACGAGCCAGACACUCCUAUUGCAAUCAUCUGUGGAGUUUUGCUUGCUGUGAUCGUUGUUUCUAUCUUCGUAACGGUGAUCGUCUUGACCGUUAAGUCAAAGAACAAAGAAACCAAGAAGUCAACAGGGAAAAGUAGAGAUGCCCAGACUGACGCACCUCUUCGGGACACCAUUGAAAUGGCAUAGAGGAUCAUGUCAUUGAAGAGACACCUCGAUAGUAAUGUGUGGAGUUUCCACCAGCCUGGUACUUUGAUAUAACUCUACUAAUAUUGAUACCAAUAUUAUGAGUCAUUAUAACAUUUCUAAGUUCUUUGACUUUUUUGACAUAUGUAAUAGCACUAUAAUUUUGUUAAAUUUUCUAUUUUCUUUCACCUCUACUUUUUGGGCAAAGGGAUGUUUCUUAAUUGCAUUAUUUUCCUGAGAGCUCGGUCAAAUAUUUUUUAUUCAACAUUAAUCUCAAUAGCUUACAUGAUAAGUCAAUUGAUUGAUUAGUCAUUCAACAGGAAAUUAAUUAGCAACCAUUUUGACAAUGGAUUGAUCGUUGAAGACAUUUUUCAAGGAAACAAGCCAAAUAUUCCCAUUAUUUCAGUUUCAGUAUUUCAGACUGUUCAGUCACAACAAGAAAUUUAGGAAAUUGAAAGAGACAUUUCUCACCAAUUUUGGACAUUCUAUAGACCAAACAAAUAAUUGAUAACAUAGUUUACACUUUAUUGUCUUUGCUAUCAUUAUCAAUCAGUAUUUUAGACAAACAUUGAAGCACAGUCAGGAGUAGAAAUACAUCAUUCCACAUUUAGAAACUCAUUUGCUCAUGCAAAAUUACCUGAAAUGCUUUUAACUAUGUGAUAUUAUAAUCAUUCCAAUGUUUCCGAUAUAUAACUGCGUCAUCUUCUGGCUCAGUGAUUUACUAAAAACAGGCUGAAAUCUUUUGAAUGUACGUGCCAAUUCAAAACUCAACACAUACUAUAUUCAGAGCUGUUUUUGUACAGUAAUACUCACUAUGCAUUGUCUGUUAAUAUGUUUUCCUGCUUAGCAUUUGUGAAUCUUUUGUUUUAGUCUGUAAAGAUCCCAGCGUAAAAGUGCCUAAACCAACUUUUCACAUUUUCCCACAUUUAUCUAAAAAUGGCUGUACUAUCUUUAAAUGCUCAUAUUUGGUAUUUGGGAUAUUAAAUGAUUAUUCCCAAUAGAGUUGGAGAAUAAUCACUAACAUCUUAUGGGAAAUAUGCUUGUGGAGUUGCAGAUUUUUUAUUAUUCACUGUAAUUGUGGAACAGUGUUAUUUAACAAAACACAUUACAGGUUCUUCUUUUCAAGGUGGUUUUGCACCGGUUGUGCUGCCGUGUUGUGGCAGGGGUUUUUCAAAGUUAGGUUAUUUGAUUAGUUCAAUAAAGGAUGCAGUUGGCAUUUGUCUUGAUGUUAAGUUUCUCAUCAUUAUUAACGCAACAUUAAAUUCCUUUCGUGUGGAUGGUCUUGUUGUGAAAUAAAAGAAAAGUUUAACUUUAAUUAAUCAAGUAGUAGACACGUGAUGUGUGAAGACUUUUUUUGUCUGAACAUGGAUAACUUUGUACAACAAUAUUCAGUUGUCAUUAUUGCAGUUGCAGUGAAUUGAUUUGUUGAUUAAAGGGAUGUUUCUAUUU